AUGGGACUGCGUAUCUCUGUGUCUCCCGUGCAAACUGCUUUUUACAUCAUCCUGGUGAUGCUGGGGAUCAUUGGUAAUGCCACCGUGGUUGGGGUGAUUGGUAAGAGUGUCAUAGUGGACCGGGUUGGGGGACGUAACUCAGACAUAAUUAUCAUUAACAUGGCACUGUCCAACCUGCUGGUGUCUGUGAUGAGGAACACACUGCUUAUCGUCUCAGACGUGGGACUUGAGCUAUACUCAUCCAAAGAGUGGUGUCAGUUUCUCAUGGGUGUCUGGGUGUGGCUGCGAUCGGUCAACGUGUGGUCAACGCUCUUCCUCAGUGCGUUCCACCUCCAAACAUUGAGGCGUGUGGCUCCAGCUAUUGGGAACCUUCAUGCGCCCCGGGGUCUCCCUAAGACCCUAAUGUUCAUUUUGGGCCUCAUCUGGUGUCUCAACUUUAUGUACUCCAUUCCUGCUCAUAUCUAUUCUACUAGUGGGGACGUAAACAGCACCGAGACCCUGAUGCUGGUGAGCAGCACGACGCGCCCCCUGCUGGGCUGUGUCUGGAACUUCCCCUCCAGCUACAGCGGCCUCGCCUACGCCACCACAUCUAUGGUGAUCCAUGAAACUAUUCCCAUAAUCCUAAUGGCCUUCACCAACCUGGGCUCCCUCUACACACUCUACACCCACAGCAGGAUGAGGAGCUCGGUACCAGAUGCACCAGUCAUAAAGCGUGUGCCUGCUGAGAGGAGAGCAGCCAAGGUAAUUCUUGCUCUCAUAAUGCUUUUCAUUGCAUCCUGGGGAACCAGCAUCAUCUCAGUCAACUAUUUCAACUACAACCGCGGCUCCUCAGCAGAGUUUCUUCUGGUCAUCGCUCGUUUUGCCAACAUCAUCUUCAUUGCCAUGUCACCGGCUGUUCUGGCAGUGGGCCACAGGCGGCUGCGUUUGUUCGUCAAGUCUAUGCUCUCUAAAUGA
Messenger RNA from Notothenia coriiceps (black rockcod), 954 nucleotides. RefSeq lists its product as uncharacterized. The record is from RefSeq and is a predicted model, not a curated record. Gene Ontology annotation, biological process: G protein-coupled receptor signaling pathway. Lineage: Eukaryota; Metazoa; Chordata; Actinopteri; Perciformes; Nototheniidae. Bases 1 to 954 code for a protein of 317 amino acids. Gene Ontology annotation, molecular function: G protein-coupled receptor activity. The transcript has 4 exons. Gene Ontology annotation, cellular component: membrane.